AUGACGUCUCAACUUAUAAAAGAAAAUCGUAAUGGAAUCAAUAAUCAGAAAAACCAGUCAAAGGCAACUGUAUAUGUUAAAUGGUCAAAUUUGUCAGAACGUAUAACAUCAAAUAUUCGAACUGUAAUUUUCCGGAAAAUCUGUUCGGAAAUUCAAAUUGAAUCAAAUGUAAAUUACGAUGAUUUGUGUGGUCCGUGGUCUUAUCCAAGAAAUCUUUAUAAGUCAUACAUUGAUGCACCGCAUCCAGGUUUAUGUAUUUGGGAAUAUUUUACAGAAGAGGAUAUAAUUUAUUUAAAAAAAUACCAGGAUAAUAAGUAUAUUAUAUGUUCUUUUUUUGGUAAAUAA
Habropoda laboriosa is the source of this 345-nucleotide messenger RNA. RefSeq lists its product as uncharacterized. The record is from RefSeq and is a predicted model, not a curated record. The transcript has a single exon. Lineage: Eukaryota; Metazoa; Arthropoda; Insecta; Hymenoptera; Apidae. Bases 1 to 345 code for a protein of 114 amino acids.